CAAGCCAUAGCGCAUUCUACUUUUUCCGACGAGACACUGUGACCAUGGCGGCUGGCAACAUUACCUUUGACGACUACCUUGGGCUGUGCAACUGCCUGGUCGAAUGGGCGGACAGCUACGAUAGCAAGGACUGGGAGAGGCUGAAGAAGUGCAUUGCUCCGACUCUCAGGAUCGACUACCGGUCCUUCCUGGACAAGCUGUGGGAGGCGAUGCCGGCCGACGAGUUUGUGGCCAUGAUCUCGUCGCCGGCGGUGCUGGGCGACCCGCUGCUGAAGACGCAGCACUUCAUCGGCGGCACCAAGUGGGAGAAGGUGUCGGACGACGAGGUCAUCGGCGUGCACCAGCUGCGCGUGCCCCACCAGCGGUACACGGACGAGUCGCGCCGCACCGUGGCCGUCAAGGGCCACGCUCACAGCACCAACACGCACUGGUACAAGAAGGUCAACGGCGAGUGGAAGUUUGCGGGCCUGUGCCCCGACAUCCGAUGGGGCGAGUACGACUUCGACCAGGUGUUUGCCAGCGGGCGGGGCGAGUUUGGCGAGAGCGAGACCAAGGCUGCCGAGGGGGUGCCGCCUGUGACGACGCAGCAGGCGGCAGUGAAGGCGUAAAGGAUCAGAGCA
Molecule: messenger RNA, 620 nt
Organism: Aplosporella prunicola CBS 121167
Lineage: Eukaryota; Fungi; Ascomycota; Dothideomycetes; Botryosphaeriales; Aplosporellaceae
Exons: 4
Coding region: 45-608 (187 amino acids)
Biological process (GO): melanin metabolic process
Molecular function (GO): scytalone dehydratase activity
Source: RefSeq, a predicted model, not a curated record